UGCAAACACAAAUAUAUGGCGAAUGGCAGAGUAGGACAGAAAAUCAGCAAAGGAAAACGCAAGAAAACAGCAGUACGCACUUGUAUUCUCCGCCGAGAGGAUGCCAUCCCGCUCACACUCGCACUCACAGGCCAGACAACAGCUGUAUCCUCUUUGAAGCAAAACACCUAUUGUCUCCCUCUUACACAUACUGAACCCUACAUUCUCGUGUGGCGUCAAAUAGCCCAUCAGAAACCACGAAAACGGCUGGCAAGAAGUAGUUGAUCUGCGAUUGAGUAGAAAUUUUGGCAGCAAGAGCGACUGCGCGUUGGAGAAUUCAGAGAUGGAGUUUAUUUCUGAGACUAAGGCUAAGAUACGCCUCGCCACUCUCCCUAAAUGGCACGAGCGCGUGGAGGAACAGAAGCUGAAGCUGAAGCAGAAGCAGAAGCAGAAGCAGAAGCCUAAAAUGCAAGAAAUGGGGCUUUUUAGCCGCCAAAUGGAAUAUUAUGCCUGGAAGCAUCGUGCUUCCAUUGAAUGCUUCUCGAUUUCGGAGGAUGAUCAGUUACCGUGGGGAAGGAAGAAAUCGAAGGACGAUGCUAUUAAACGCUGGGUGAUUUCGCAGGAGAAAUACGUCCCGCUGAGGUCGAAUGAGAUGCCCCGCUAUGAGACACUCGACAAAUCCCAAAGUGAAGAUGUGGCACAGGAAAGUCAUUCGGAAACUUCGUCCUUUGGAGACUAUAUCAACAUAUCUUCGAAGAUCUGUGUCCGCAAGCUGAGUGACCUUAAGUUGGGUGACUUCAAAGCCACUUUGAAUGUACCAAAAAUUAGUGGGGAUUCUCCCCAUUUCGGCAAGCCUGUGGAGUAUUUGUCCACUCUUGCGUCACCUUCGUCCCAUCGCUAAAGAGACCUGUUAUUUUUUCUGAAUAAAGGCUUUGGAUAAACAAAAAUUAAAACGCUCUUGUAAGGCGCUGCUGACAUAUGUAUGAUCGACAAUGUAGCCAAGGGACUGGAAGCGGGCUUGUUUUGUUUUGGUUAAACUAAUGCAGGAGUUUAUUAUUAAUAUAUUGUGGCAGGCAUCGAUAGUGUCUGUAAGUUGGUGCCUGCUAAGGAAUAUCCCAUCCCCAUUUUCAGUUGUGGGAUAGCAUAUUUAAGUGCAUUGAUUCCCAUGUUCUUUUUUGCACAAAAUUGAUUGUACAUCCAUUUUUGGCUUAUGCUGGUAUAUGACAAUGUUUAAUAUAUUUAUGUAUGCACGAGUAUGGAAUAGUAAUAGUAAAUUUGGAAUGUGCCAAGUUGUACAUCUCUCGGCAUAAACUUGCCGUGAAACUAAAUCUACUUAUCUAUUGGAUCGUUUGCAAAGUUCCUUUCGAAUACGCUGAUGUUUCGUUUGUUCAUGUAAGCCCCUUCUUAGCAUUAUGCACACACAGAGUAUAUAUUGUAGAGGAUAAGUAUAAAUAUAAAUAUAGGAUAA
This is a messenger RNA of Drosophila pseudoobscura, 1447 nucleotides long. RefSeq lists its product as uncharacterized. The transcript has 3 exons. Bases 323 to 880 code for a protein of 185 amino acids. Lineage: Eukaryota; Metazoa; Arthropoda; Insecta; Diptera; Drosophilidae. The record is from RefSeq and is a predicted model, not a curated record.